This is a messenger RNA of Coffea eugenioides, 2137 nucleotides long. RefSeq names its product protein NRT1/ PTR FAMILY 7.3-like. Gene Ontology annotation, cellular component: membrane. NCBI's taxonomy places the organism in Eukaryota, Viridiplantae, Streptophyta, Magnoliopsida, Gentianales, Rubiaceae. The transcript is spliced from 5 exons. The coding region runs from base 1 to 1788 and encodes 595 amino acids. Gene Ontology annotation, molecular function: transmembrane transporter activity. Gene Ontology annotation, biological process: transmembrane transport. The record is from RefSeq and is a predicted model, not a curated record.
AUGUCUUGCUUAAACAUUGCCAAAGUGGUUAGUGCUGAAAGGAAGGAAUGCACUUUUGAUGGGAGUGUGGAUCGACAUGGUCGCCCUGCUGUUCGUGAAGGCACUGGAAAAUGGUUUGCUGGUAAUUUAUUACUCGUGAACCAAGGACUAGCCACACUGGCAUUCUUUGGCGUUGGAGUAAACCUGGUCCUGUUUCUGACUCGAGUGAUGGGCCAAAAUAAUGCUGAUGCAGCAAAUAAUGUGAGCAAAUGGACAGGAACUGUCUAUGUCUUCUCUCUUCUUGGAGCCUUCCUCAGUGACGCCUACUGGGGUCGACACAAGUCCUGUGCAGUCUUUCAAGCCAUCUUUGUCGUUGGCUUAGUGUCAUUAUCAAUAUCAUCAAAUAUUUUCUUAGUAAAGCCCAGUGGCUGUGGGAAUGAACAAACUCCCUGCGGAUCCCACUCAACUCUCCAGGUUGCACUAUUUUACGUGUCAAUAUACCUCGUCGCCCUUGGAUAUGGGGGGUAUCAACCAAAUAUUGCAACUUUUGGAGCCGACCAAUUUGAUGAAGAUCAUCCUAAAGAAAGCCACUCAAAAGUUGCUUUCUUUAGUUACUUCUACUUGGCCUUAAAUCUGGGAUCUCUGUUCUCCAACACUGUUCUUGGCUAUUUUGAGGAUGAAGGAAAGUGGGCUAUAGGAUUUUGGGCAUCAGCUGGGUCGGCUCUACUUGGAUUGCUAUUGUUUCUUGUAGGCACACCUAGAUAUAGGCAUUUCAUGGCACAGGGUAAUCCACUUUCAAGAUUUUGUCAAGUGGUCGUUGCUUCAGCUAAGAAAUGGAAGGUCAAAAUUCCGGAUGAUUCAGAUGAAUUAUACGAAGUAGAGGGGAAGAAAGAAGCAGACAAUGCAGAUAGAAAGCUACUCCAUACUGAAGGAUUCAGAUUUUUGGAUAGAGCAGCUGUAAUAACAUCGAAGGAUUUUGAAGAGGAUGAUAUUUGCAAUCCAUGGCGCCUUACCACCGUGACUAAAGUAGAAGAAGUUAAAUGCAUCUUAAGGCUUCUUCCUAUAUGGUUAUGCACAAUUCUAUACUCUGUUGUCUUUACUCAGAUGGCCUCCCUCUUUGUAGAACAGGGUGCUGCCAUGAGGACAACAGUUUCAGGCUUUCAUAUCCCACCAGCAAGCAUGUCUAGCUUCGAUAUUCUGAGUGUAGCGGCAUUCAUAUUCAUAUACAGGCGAGUUCUUGAUCCCCUUGUUGCCAGGCUAAGAAAGAAGUACAACCCUGGAGGGCUAACCGAGCUUCAGAGGAUGGGAAUUGGACUCAUCAUAGCCAUAAUGGCAAUGGUUGCAGCUGGAAUUGUUGAGCAUUUCAGGCUGAAACAUAGGCUUACUAAUUGUUCAGAUUGUGACAAUUCAAGUUCUUUAAGCAUUUUCUGGCAAGUCCCACAAUAUGUACUGAUUGGAGCAUCAGAAGUUUUCAUGUAUGUUGGACAACUGGAAUUCUUUAACGGGCAGGCACCUGAUGGUUUGAAGAGCUUUGGCAGUGCACUUUGUAUGACAUCUAUAUCAUUGGGAAACUAUGUUAGCAGUUUACUAGUGACCAUGGUCAUGAAAAUUUCCACUAGUGAUGAAAUGCCAGGAUGGAUUCCUGGAAAUCUCAACAAGGGUCACCUGGACAGAUUUUACUUCCUUUUAGCAGCAUUGACAUCAGCUGAUUUUGUGGUCUACCUGGUCUGUGCCAAAUGGUACAAGUAUGUUCAAUUUGAAAGAAGAAAUUUGAACAAUGACGAAAACCAAGCAGACAUGAAAGUCUAGCUAACCUUUUUGGAACAUCAUUCCUACGAGAUUUCAACAAGGAUUGGGAUGAUCUGGAUUGCAUCUCAGUUCUUGGACUCAGACUGAGGCACACCCGGCUUGUCCAGCAACAUGGCUUAUCAGAAAAAGUGCUUUUGCAGGUGGAUCAGUUUGUAUCAAAAAUAAGUACCCAGAUGGAAUAAUGGCAUGCAGAAUGAUUUGUUGCAAUGAAACUGGAGGUAGCAUAUCUUGCAACUGCAGCAUCUCUAGGCAGAGCAACUAAUUGUUUUCUUGUACCAGCUGAAUUACAUGUGUACUCGGAAUUGACUUGUCUAAACGAUGUAAUAUAUAGCUUGCCUAUCUUGAAAUC